AUGAAGAUUUUUGGCUUCGGGAGUAAGAAGGGCCAGUUGCCCUUAGGCUCCUCCAUCAGUCAAGGGAGAGAAGGCGGUCAUAGAAUCCACUUCCAGCCUGGGUAUCGCAUCCUACACAAGGACCUCGGAACGAUCCACAAAGCUGCUAUUGUAGGGAAUGUAGCCAAAGUGCAGCAGAUUCUGUUGCUGGGCAAGAAUGGCCUGAACGACAGGGACAAGAUAAACAGGACUGUGCUCCACUUGGCCUGUGCCAAUGGCCAUUCAGCGGUGGUCACUCUGCUCCUGGAGAGAAAACGCCUGCUUAACCUCUGUGACAAUGAAAACAGGACCGCGCUGAUGAAGGCCAUAUAAUGCCAAGAAGAGGAGUGUGCAACUCUUCUGCUGGAGCAUGGUGCCGACCCUAAUGUCAUGGACGUCUGUGGGAACACCGCUCUCCACUACGCUAUCAUUUGCCAGACUAUAUCACUCACAGCAAAGCUGCUUUCCUGCGAGGCCAAUAUAGAAGCCAGGAAGAAGGAUGACCUCACACCGUUGUCGCUUGCUAUAAGUGAAAGGAAACAGCAAAUGGUGGAGUUUUUCACAAAGAAAGAAGCAAAUAUACAUGCAGUUGAUAAGAUGAAAAGCAUUCACCAACUGAUUUCUGAAUAUAAAGAAGAGAGACCUAAAACUCCUCCUGAAGACAGCAACCCAGUGGAGAAUGAGAGUUCUGAAGAAGACUCUUUAAGCAGGUUUUCCAACAAACCUGGUGUUGAUUCAUGGCCUACAUCAGAUGAUGGGCUUAGAUUUGAAACCAAGAAUGUCCUGAAACCAAACUUAAUAAAGCUAAUGAAUGCUUCUCAGCAAUCCAAAAGAAACAUACAAGCAAAAUGUGGCAUUGUGAGACCAGAGAGUACAACCUUCUCUGAGGACAAUAAUUCUGAUAGGGAAAUUGAAGAUGUGGUUGAAACCAUUCCCGAACCAUCACCUGGAGUCCAGGGCUUCUCUCAUCCUGCCUUCCCAUUGCCUGAGCCUCUUCCACAACCUCUCAAGUCUCUCACAGGCCUUGUCUUACAAAGGCAAGAAGGAGCCACAAAGCCAGAGAUUGUAGACAAAGAAAGUGAUACAGAUAUUAUUGAAAGGGCUCCACAAGAGCAAAUAAAUCAUGACCAUUUGAAUUCUGUUGACGGAACACAUAAAAAUAAUAGAAGUGAUAUGAUGUCAGCCUUAGGAUUGGGAGAAGAGGAAGAUAUAGAAUCACCUUGGGAUUCUGAGAGUAUCUCUGAUAGCCUUCCACUAAAGUAUGUGGAUCUUUUAUCUGGAGCUGCUGGUCAAAGAGGAAAAAAUAUGUUAAAUGGACAAGUGGAAGAUGUGUCUUAUAUACCUUGCAUGAUUGGAUCGAGAAACUUUAAGAUGGCUAAACUAGAGGAGCCAAGACAUGUAGGCAUACCAGUAGCCCACAUGGAUUCUCCUGAGAAAUAUCCUAACGUGAAGCCUGCAGUCUUAGUGAAAGAUUCUGUUCCUAGUAAAACAGUCAGAAUGAAGGAUUUACAAACAUCCAGUUCAGCAGAACUAGACUUAGAAAUGACAUCAGAGGAAGAAGAGGAAAAACCUGUUGGAGAUGAAAACAACCAUUCCCAGGUUGAAGAAGAAAAGAAGAAGCACAAAAGUAGUGAAGUGGAAGUAUCAGACAAUGUAUGUGAUACUGCUGAUGAGAGUGGAUUGAUUAAGCAGACAAAGAGUGGAGGAAACAGCAAUCAGGAGUUUGCUGCUAUGGAGAAUGAAGGUUCUGAUAGCAAUCCUGGCAUGUAUAGAAAGGAAGUAAAGAAAAAGGACAAUAGCAAAUGGACACCAGAAGAACGUGUGAUUGCAACAAUAUUUGAAAAGACCGAUUCACUGACUGGUGGUCUGCUGCGUGUUAAUAAUGACGGCAUUUUAAGUGAAGUGGAUCAGGAUGAUGACAGGCCUGCAAAGAAAACAUCUAAUGAAAAUAACAAGGUCAAAGAACAAAUUAAUUCUGUGGAUGACCGUGAUGACUUAACUCAGUCAUCUGAAACAGCUUCCGAGGAUGGUGAGUUGCUUUACUAUAAGAAUUCCAUGUUGUUAAUUGAACAACUUGACACAGGGUGUAAAGAUUCUGUUAGCUUGUUGAAAAUCCAGGAUACGAUUCUUUCGUAUGAAAAAUUAGUGGAAUUAAAAAAAAGCCACUGUGAACUGCUUAGAGGAAAGAUUAAAAAAAUGGAAAGUAAGGUUUGUGGGCUACAGAAAGAGCUGUCAGAAACCAAAGAAGUGAAAUCACUUGAGCAUCAGAAAGUGGAGUGGGAACGAGAGCUCGGCAGCUUGAAAUUGACCUUAAAGCAAGAAGGAGAGCAGAGAAGAAAUGCUGAUAUGUUGUAUGAAAAUAUUAGGGAGCAGUUAAGAAGAAAAGAAGACCAAUAUAGUAAAAAAGUUGAAAUGAAACAGCAACUUGAACUCACUCUCAGAGAACUAGAUAUGGAACUGAAGACUGUGAGAAAUGAUCUGAAUCAGGUUAUAGAAGCACGAAAUGACACUCAGAAGCAGCUUUCUCGAGAAUGGAAUGGCAGAAUGUUAUGGGAUGGAAUUCUGGCCAAUCACCUUGCCAAACAAAAGGAAAUAGAAAGGGCUAAUAAGGAAAUGAACUCUGAGGUUUCUGAUAGUUGUGAAGAAGCAAAAGACCUGUUGUGCAGAAACUACAUGCUGAAGGAUGAAAUUGCCAUGCUAAGCGAGAUAGAUGCAGUGAAAAAUCGGUACCAGGAAAAGGAAAAGAAAUAUUUUGAGGACAUUGAAAUUGUAAAAGGAAAGAAUGAUGAUCUUCAAAAGACAAUAAAACGGAAUGAGGAAACGUUAACAAAGACUAUAUCCCAGUAUAUUAAGUAUUUAAGCAAGCUUAAUGCUCUGACAGCUAAGAAUACAAUGCUAAACUCUAAGCUGGAGAACAAAAAAGAAAGCAAAUGAAGACUGGAAACGAAAGUGGAAUCUUACCGUUCUAGACUGGCUGCUGCCUCACACGAUCAUGAUCAAUGUCAGACAUCAAAAAGAGACCUGGAACUUGCCUUCCAGAGAGCAAGAGACGAGCGGUUACACUUGCAUGACUAAAUGAAGUCCGAUGUGGCUAACCUGAAAGAUAACAACGAGAUGCUUUCCCAGCAACUUUCUAGAGUGAAAAGUAAGUUCAGUAACCUAGAAAUUAAGCUGAAUCACACGAGAGAUUCUCUCAGAGAAAAGAUUUUGAUGUUAGAACGUGUCCAGAGAGACCUAAGCCAGUGUCAAAAGCAGGAAAUUGAACACAUGUAUCAGAACGAACAAGGCAAAGUGAAUAAAUAUAUUGGAAAGCAGGAAUCCUUAGAGGAGAGAUUAUCUCAACUCCGGAGUGAAAACAUGUUCCAACAGCAACUGGAUGAUACACAAAACAGAGCCUACAGUAAAGAUAAGAUGGUCAUUAGCAUCCAAGACCAGUUUCCAGAUGGUGAACGUGAGAAACAAGGUCUGGUGCUGGAGGAAAGAAACAAGGAGUUAAUCAAUGAGUGUAAUCAUUUAAAAGAGAGAAUGUGUCAGUACGAAAAUAAGAAAGCAGAAAGAGAAGCAGGUGUGAGACAACUUCAACAAGAACUGGCUGAUACCCUCAGAAAGCAGUCUAUGUCAGAGGCGUCACUGGAGGUCUUGUCACGUUAUCGUGCCAACUUAGAAGUUGAGGCACAGGAUUUAAAGAAGUUAUGUCAACUCACAAGUCAGUUGCAAGAAGCACAGGAUCAACUUACAGAGGCUGUGAGAUGUGCUGAGAAAACACAGGAUCAUGUCCAAAAUCUUGAAAUUGAAAAUGCUGAGUUACAAACUACAGUCAAAAAGCAAGUGGGCAAAAUUGAACAGCUUCAGAAAAACCUGUUAAGGACAAAAUCAUCUGAGGAUGACAAGGAACAAUUAAAGAAAUACAUUGAAUUAAAACAAUCUCUGGAAAAUAGCUUGGACCAAGAAAAGAAGAAAAACAGUGAGUUAGAAAAAGAGAUCACUGGAUUUAAGAAACUCUUAAAAAUGACAAGAAGGAAGUUAAAUGAAUAUAAAAAUGGAGAGCUUAGUUUCCAUGGAGAUUUAAAAACCAAUCAAACUGAAAUGGAUAUUCAAAGUAAUAUGCUAAAACAUAAGAUUGAUGAUCUUACAGCAGAGCUGGAAAGUGCAUCUUCAAAAGGUCUGCACCUGGAUGCAAAAAAUCAAGUUCUUCGAGAGGAGUUAUUAUCUAUGAAAGGAAUGCAAAAGAAAUGUGAAAAACUACAGAAGAAUAAAAAGAAGUUGGAGCAAGAAGUAGUGCACCUCAGAAGUCAUAUAGAAAUGAAUAUGAUAGAACACAGUGAAGUAGAGCAGUAUAAAUGGGAGAUUGAAGAAACGGCGAGACAGGAUCUUGUAGAGAAAUUAAAGUAAGUCAACCUAU
Molecule: messenger RNA, 4420 nt
Organism: Bubalus bubalis (water buffalo)
Lineage: Eukaryota; Metazoa; Chordata; Mammalia; Artiodactyla; Bovidae
Product: ankyrin repeat domain-containing protein 26-like
Molecular function (GO): protein binding
Source: RefSeq, a predicted model, not a curated record